Aspergillus terreus NIH2624 is the source of this 1515-nucleotide messenger RNA. It is a transcript of the gene lcbA, whose product is annotated as serine C-palmitoyltransferase subunit lcbA. The coding region runs from base 1 to 1515 and encodes 504 amino acids. Gene Ontology annotation, biological process: sphingosine biosynthetic process; ceramide biosynthetic process. The transcript has 4 exons. Gene Ontology annotation, cellular component: endoplasmic reticulum. Gene Ontology annotation, molecular function: pyridoxal phosphate binding; serine C-palmitoyltransferase activity. Lineage: Eukaryota; Fungi; Ascomycota; Eurotiomycetes; Eurotiales; Aspergillaceae. The record is from RefSeq and is a predicted model, not a curated record.
AUGGAAAUCCAAGAGACCCAGCGUCUCCUGACGGAGUUCCUCCAUGAGCUUGCAAACCUGUUCCACCGCGUUCCUGGCUCUGCUAUUUUCCUUCGCUACGUGAAGUCCAGUUACCAAAACGACCCUAUUCGGUCAGCGGUCGAGUUAUUCCUUUUCUUAUUUGCAGUACGCUAUCUGCUCGCCCCGAAAUAUUCGACCAAGCCGGGCGUGGUUCAACUCUCAGAGGAUGAGAUUGACGAUCUCGUGGACGAAUGGACGCCGGAGCCUCUUGUGGGCAAACCCACCCCCUUGGAGGAAAUGGAGGUUGAGAAGCGGACGGUGAUCGUCGGACCUGUCGGUCCGAAGUCGAAACUCUCCAAUGGUCGUACGGUCGUGAAUCUUGGCUCCUACAACUUUUACAACUUCAACACGAACGAGUCGCUCAAAGAGAAGGCCAUUCAGACGCUCCGGAACUACGGUGUCGGCCCAUGCGGCCCUCGUGGUUUCUACGGUACUCAGGAUGUGCAUAUGAAGACGGAGGCGGACGUUGCGUCGUUCCUCGGUACUGCCUCUUGCAUCAUUUACUCCCAGGCCUUUUCCACGAUCUCCAGUGUUAUCCCGGCGUUCUCCAAGCGUGGAGAUAUCAUUGUUGCUGAUAAGGGCGUCAACUUUGCGAUCCGCAAGGGCAUCCAGAUUUCCCGCAGCAUGGUGCGGUGGUACGAGCAUAACGACAUGGAAGACUUGGACAGGGUCCUGGCCAAGGUGACCAAGGAGCAAGCACGGAAACCGCUCACGAGACGGUUCAUCAUCACCGAGGGUCUGUUUGAGUCCUACGGUGACAUGGUGAAUUUGCCUAAGAUUAUUGAACUCAAGCUCAAAUACAAAUUUCGUCUUAUCCUGGAUGAGUCGUGGUCGUUUGGCGUUCUCGGACGUACUGGCCGCGGCGUCACCGAGCAUCAGAAUGUUGAUGCUGCGGAAGUGGACAUGAUUGUGGGCUCGCUGGCCGGCCCAUUGGUUGCGGGAGGAGGCUUCUGUGCUGGUUCAGAGGAGAUUGUCCACCACCAACGUAUUUCGGCCGCCGCGUAUACCUUCUCUGCUGCUUUGCCCGCCCUUCUUUCGACCACGGCUAGUGCCACUAUCAACCUCCUGCAGAACAGCCCCGAAACGGUAUCCCAGCUGCGGGAGCACACCAAAACCAUGUGGGCCCAGCUGGAUCCUCGGAGCGACUGGAUGUACUGCACUAGCGCGCCGGAGAAUCCGAUCAUGAUCCUUGCUAUCAAGCCCGAGGUGGUUGCCCAGAAGAAGCUCUCCGUGGAAGACCAACAAUUCCUCCUUCAGGAUGUGGUUGAUGAGUGCCUUGCGAAUGGCGUCCUCAUUACCCCGCUGAAGACGCUUCAAGAUAACUUUGAGCCGAAACAGAUCGUCCCGCCGUCGCUGAAGGUCUGUGUGACGAUCGGACUGACGAAGAAAGAGAUCGAGAAAGCCGGAACCACCAUUCGCCAUGCGAUUACGAAAGUCCUGAGCAAGAAGAAAUAA